AUGAGCACUAAUCGUGAGUAUUCGCUGAUCGCGAAACACUGGCGAGAUAUUGGAGCAUAACAACACGAGAGAGCAGGUGCAAAUCGCUUGCCGUCGUACCACGAAAAUUACAUUCCGCAGAAAAUCCACCCAACGAGCAAAACGGCUCUUUUUGCCCCAUUUUCGGUUGAUUUCGCCAUAUUUGGUGCGCAGGCAGCCGGCGCUGCAGUAGCAUCGAAGCUAGGAAUCGACUCAUCGUCAACUUCUGAAACGAGUGAAACGAUCGCGGAUCCAGCAAUCGCCACUCUGGAGUUGUGUCACCAGCAGUCGCAGCCACAACCACAACAACAGCAACAACAGCAACACUCAAGCGCAGAAAACGCAUCGUCCACGUUAGGUACUGCCUUAGAACUAAUGGACCUGAUCAAUCCAUCGAUUAUGCACAACGCCACUUCCUCAAAUCAACAUUUGUUCUCGUCAGCGCCCACAAUGGUUCGAUCUCCAUCACCCUUCACCAGCGCGCUGACAUCCUCCUUGCUGAAUGCGUCGGCCGCGAGCAGAACGGCGACAAGCCCCGACGAUUCCGGCUCAACGUCAGAGUCGAACACAGAACCCUCAGCGAACCUCGGAAGCACGACCGCAACUGCGACAGCUGUAGCUGUGACCAGUGUGCCGAGUGUUAGCGGGCAAGAAACGCCGAUAGUUGAGAAGGCUGAACGACCCAGUUUGAGCUACAAGGAUCUGAUUAUCGAGGCAAUCGAAAGUAGCCCCGAAAAACGCCUUAAACUCAACGAAAUCUAUCAGGUUGGUCGACCAGUUUUCACUAAUUUCGAUACAUUUCUGUAA
Messenger RNA from Anisakis simplex (herring worm), 825 nucleotides. NCBI's taxonomy places the organism in Eukaryota, Metazoa, Nematoda, Chromadorea, Rhabditida, Anisakidae. The record is from the annotation of a GenBank genome assembly.